UACUGUGAUGCAAGUGAGACUGCUUCAAAUAAAACAACUCCAAGCUUUCAAGAAACAGUUAAGAAGGCAGAGACAAGCAGAAAUACCCUUCACUAACACUCACACGGUUGCCAUGGACCUGCAUAAGCAAUGGGAGAACACAGAGACUGACUGGCACAAGGAAAAGAUGGAAUUACUGGACCAGUUUGACAGUGAAAGAAAGGAAUGGGAGAGUCAAUGGAAAAUCAUGCAGAAGAAGAUAGAAGAGCUUUGCCAUGAAGUAAAGCUUCGGAGGAAAAUCAACAUGAAUGAACGUGCUAAGAUCCUUGAUCAUGAUCGUGAGAAAGCGAUUCAAGAUAAAGCGGUGGAAACUUCUCCAAAUUACCCCAAUUCAGGACAGUGCAAAUUUACAGGGAUGAAUCACAGGGAUGGUCUGGAAAAAGAAAAUAAAACAGAGCAGAGCUUACUCCAUGAAGGAAAUCAAAUGUGUAAGGAACAAAAAGCAUCAAAAAAAUCAAAAGUAGGGUUUAUGGAUCCUUUGGCCACAGAUAACCAAAAAGCAUGUGAGGCCUGCCCUGGCCUGAAGACUUCCAAGGUAGAGGGCACGAGCUGUUCUGGAGCCCUUAACACAGCUCUGGAGGAACUUGCCAAAGUUAGUGAAGAAUUAUGCAGCUUUCAAGAGGAAAUCCGAAAGCGGUCUAACCACAGAAGAAUGAAGUCAGAUUCUUUUCUUCAGGAAAUGCCAAAUGUAAUUCAUAUGCCUCACAGAGACCACAUGAUCACUGAUGGCCAGGGCAUUCUUCCAAUCGAUUUAGAAAAAGAAAAGCAGAAAAAUACAAAGAAUCUGAGCUGUUCCAAUGUGCUGCAAAACAAUUCUAUGAAAAAAUGUGAAUUUGAUACAACUGAUCUGCAAAGAAAUGAAAUUCCACCAGUUCCUCCUCCAAGAAGCACAUCUCGAAAUUUUCCCAGCUCAUAUUCUGAACAAGCUCGGGAAAGUUUGAAGGAAAGUUUAGAACACAACAGCCACGUGGCCCAAGAGGGACAAGGUGAAAGGGACUGCAGUCCUGAUUUCCUUUUGAGGCACAAGGAGAUGCCUAUGCUGUGUCUAAAUGAAAGGAAGACUUUGAAAGAUGGUACCAUGUUCCCUUCAUUGGCACCCAAAACCAAAAUAGAUAACCAGCAUGCAUGUGAUGAAAAUGUUGGACUUAGCAUGUGGUCAUAUGACACAGGGAUCAGUGCAAAAAAUAGUCCCUCUACAUUGUGGUUUCAGAAAACGUGCUUUACUCCCAAAAAGGCAAAAUGUGAAAAGGUGAUUCCAGAUCAUCCUGCUAAAUCUCAUCCUCUUCUUCGUGUAAGCAGUGACUAUAGCUCCUCAGCGACAGAGAGCAAUGGGUCACUUAGAAGUUUCGGUUGUGGCUUUAAGAGGACAACUAGGAAUGAAAAGCUGGCAGCAAAGACUGAUGAAUUUAACAGAAUUGUAUUUAGAACAGAUAGAAAUUGUCAGGCAAUACAGCAAAAUCAAAGCUACUCAGAAUCAUCUGAAGAUCUUAAGUCCUGUGAUACCUUAAUUACUCAUACAGGUAACAUAUCAGAAAAUGACAAUGUGUCUGAUGUUCUGAAAACUAGUGCCCACGUGCCCAUGCCCAGAGAAAAUGUGCCUGAUAAUCCCACCAAAAAAACCACAACAGGUCUCAUCAGACAAAUGCAGGAACACAUGAGUCCUAGCAGUUAUCGGAGUAUGCUCCAAGAGCAUGACUGGAGACCAAGUAAUUUGUCUGGCCGGCCAAGAUCAGCUGAUCCUAGGUCAAAUUAUGGUGUUGUGGAAAAGCUGCUGAAAACCUAUGAGACGUCAACAGGGCCCACACUGCAAAAUUCUCAAUGCUUCCAGGAUAAUUGGACCAGAUGUAAUUCUGAUGUCAGUGGUGGGUCCACAUUAAGUCAGCAUUUAGAAAUACUUCAAUUAGAACAAGAGCUUCAGCAAAAGACAACUAUGUGUGGAGCACAGCAAGUUAAACGACGAGCAGAUUGGAAAAAGGUAACAGAGGAAUCCAUGGCAAUGAAAUCUUCACCUGGAAAAGGAUUUUCCCGACCUGCUAGACCAGCAAAUCGCCGUCUCCCAUCCAGAUGGGCCUCAAGAUCUCCAUCGGCGCCCCCCGCCUUGCGGAGAACUGCCCCCAGCUAUACCAUUUCUCUGCAAUCUGCAGCAUCGAUGGUCUGAGUCUCUGGCCUGGAUUGCUAGAUGACAAAAGUCCUAAUUGCCAAACAGAGCAUUCCAAGUGUUUACAGCCAAUCCGGUCUCUUCUCUGUCUUUCAAGAUCACUGGGACAGACAGUUUAAAUCUUAACUUCCCAUCAGUCUUCAGUGUUUUUAAUCUAUGGAAUAAUUAUCUUCCUGUAUUUUGAUUUCUUAGAUCAGAAUUUUUUGAUGCCAUCUUCAUUAAUUUGCCAAUAUGAUUUAAGUUGAAACAGUGUACUAUAUUGUAUAUUCUAACUUUCUUGCAAGUGGCAGAAAACAAGGUUAUGUGCAUGGCUAUGUGUUUGUAGGUGCAUGUGUUGAAAUAGGAAGUAUCCUAGUAUGUACUUCGAUAGGAAACCAUUCUGUGCUAGUGUUGACUUUGAAAUUAUAAUAUGUAUACCUAUAUAUUCUUUGUGUUUAUUUAAAAUUUUUGAAAAUAUACAGUACUAUUUCUAUUUUGUAUACCUUUUAAUAGGUAUCCACUUAAGGCAUUUGAGGCACAUAUAUAAACUAACCACUUUCGUGGUCCCAACUACAUUAAAAAAUAAGAAUUAUACACAUUAAUAACACUUGGUAGAUUUCUAUAUACAACUCAUAAAUAGUUUCUUAACCAAUGUAAGGAUGGACUAAUACCAUUGAUCUUCUUGUUUAUUCUCUUAAAUAAAUAAAAUUGUCACAGGUUUAAUAGACCAGCCUUCUAAAGCAAACAUAAAAUGUUCACAAAAUCUUUUGUAUGUCAUUUGGUAGUCUAUUAUGGCUUUAACCAUAUACUUGAUCCCCAGAGCCAUAUCAUGAGACUGCCUUAGAAAUAACAGAACUUAAAAAUGAACUUAUUUUAUCAACUUCAAUGACAAAUAAUCCUUAAAUAGGAUAUGAAAAUAAAUUCAGUUAUGUUAAAUUCUACUUUUUUGUUAAAUUGUAGUAAGCUGUUAGUUAAGCUCCUUUAUUUGAAGUCAUAUUUAGAGGUAAGUCAUUUCCUUUUUCUUUUUUCUAACUUUCUCUAAAAUUAGUAGGUGAAAAAUUAAUUCACUUUUUUAUUAACAGGGAAGAUUAGAAAUGAUAUUUCACUGAGAGCUGAAUUAUAAUAUAUUUCUUAUAGAGUGCUACAUUUUUUAAAAAAGCCUUAAACUAAACUUUGGCAUCCAUGAGUAGCAUAAGGAACAGAAAUGUGUAUUUUGGCCACAGUUUACAUACAGUGAACAUGUAAGAUCUAUGUUGAGAACUGAAAGAAGUAUGAAUGUUGAGGUGGUUGGAAUUCUACAUGGACAAUCGUAGAGCAACUUCGCUCUCUAUUGUCUCUCUAUAAAACCAACUUUGUUAUUAUA
Messenger RNA from Hyaena hyaena (striped hyena), 3539 nucleotides. Its product is annotated as KIAA0408 ortholog. The transcript is spliced from 6 exons. The record is from RefSeq and is a predicted model, not a curated record. Bases 8 to 2197 code for a protein of 729 amino acids. Lineage: Eukaryota; Metazoa; Chordata; Mammalia; Carnivora; Hyaenidae.